Seriola aureovittata is the source of this 3630-nucleotide messenger RNA. RefSeq names its product dixin-like. The transcript has 21 exons. Gene Ontology annotation, cellular component: cytosol. Gene Ontology annotation, molecular function: protein binding. Bases 163 to 2082 code for a protein of 639 amino acids. Gene Ontology annotation, biological process: canonical Wnt signaling pathway. The record is from RefSeq and is a predicted model, not a curated record. NCBI's taxonomy places the organism in Eukaryota, Metazoa, Chordata, Actinopteri, Carangiformes, Carangidae.
UAGCUGUCGCUUCCGAUCCCUCAAUUGUCUCAGUUUGUUGACGUUUGCUGGAGUACAGCGGUAGUAACGAGGGGGGUUAUCUGCCCGUUGUUUCAGGCUAGUCGUGUGAGAGCCAAUGAAGCUAGUCAGCUAGCUAGCUUAAAUGGGUUUUCGAAUUAAAAGAUGAUCGCCUCACUCUCUAGAGGAAGUUUGCUGGAUGAGGUUCUUCACGGGAGCUUUAACGAGCAGCAGCUGGCAGCGUAUGUUUCCUGGGUGAACUCUCAGCUGAGGAGGAAACCGGGCCUGAAGCCUAUCACAGACCUCAGGCAUGACCUGCAGGAUGGGGUGGUUCUCACACAACUCAUUGAAAUAGUUGCUGGGGAAGUCCUGGAGGGAGUAUAUAUGACUCCUCAAAACAAAGAGGAAAGCAGGAAGAAUGUGGAGCAAGUCUUGCAGUUCAUUUCCUCCAGACACAUACGCAUGCCACACAUAUCCUCAAGAGACAUUGUCGAUGGUAAUCUGAGAUCUGUAAUGAGGAUUAUUCUGGCGCUGGCUGCCCACUUCAAACCCUCAGCCAAUCACAGGGCUGCUACUGGAAGUGGGAGGAGCUUGUCAAGACCCUAUGCCACCCACAACCCUCUCUCCACCAUUGCCUUAGCACAAGGUGCUGCUGCUGCACUGGCGUCAGCACGAUUUGAUGCAUCACAGCCUACUCGUGUCACACGUAUCCACAGUGGCUGGGGGUUGGAUGUGGAACAGAGUGUGUGUGUUCGUGCACUGGUUGAGCAGUAUGAAAGAGGAGCUCCAGAUGAGCAGGACAAUCCUCAGCCUAGCUGCCUCAGCUCUGUCAGUCCACUGUCAUCUCCAAGGGCUCCAGCCAGCAGCAGCCACUCAGACAGACAGCAGGAAGACUGCCAACAACAGCAGAGCAGUGCUGAGUCAUCUCAUGCUGUAGUGGAGACGGCGUGGGAGGAUCCUCUCAGUGAAACUUUGGAAAAGGAGGUGCAGGAGACACGUAAAAUGGUGUCUGCCUUACAGGCCCUGCUGCUGCAUGGCUCACUGCCUGAGGAUGAGCAGGAUGUGUCUUUGACUUUGGACCAGUGCAACGCUGAACAGCAGCUGGUAGUCAUUCGCAGUCGUUUGGAUCAGAGUAUGGAGGAGGCUCAGGAGCUCAAGAGGGAACUAUUGCGCUGUAAGCAGGAGUUGAGAAACCUCCAGGGAGCCAAGGACGCCCAACAGCAGAGGCUAUGCACUCAGGAGGCUUCAAUACUGCAGAUGAAGCAAGAGCUUCUCAGAGCCAGCAUGACGAAGGAUGAACUCAACAACCAAAAUGCAGAGGUACAGUGGAAGCUGGAGGAAUGUAACAGACUGUGGGGCGAAUGCAAGAAAGAGACAGGACAGAAGGACAGACUACUGCAGCAACUGAAACACAAGCUGGAGGAAAGCCAAACACAGCAAAGUGAAUUGCAAAGAGAGUUGGAGCAUAAAAACAGCCUGCUGCAGGAGCUAAUGAGUAGUGAUUCGCAACAGAUUCCCACCAGCACAGAAAACAAUGGGUAUUCUUACUCUGGAAAUCCAGCUCCCUCUAUGUCAGGCGCAGAGGAGGUUCAGCUGCUCAGAGAUGCACUUAGGAGUCUGAGAAACAACUUCAGAGACCACGAUCCACAGCACCAUACACUGGACACCCUGGAGCAGGGAAUAGUAUCACUCAUCGACAGACUGCAUUCUCUGCAUACACACAGGGGAAGGGGGAAAUCUCCAAGACGCAAAGGUCAACACACAGACAAUGACUCCUGGCCUUGUACAAAGGUUUGUCAGUCCCACAGUGGUUCUUCUGCCUCUACUAAAAUCCUUUAUUUCACUGGAAAAUCCCCAACACCUUCCAUGAUCAAUAUACCGAAGAGGCUCGGUGAGGUAACUCUCAAGGACGUUAAGGCAGCUGUGGAUCGAGAGGGAAACUACAGGUACCACUUCAAGGCCCUGGACCCCGAGUUUGGCACUGUGAAAGAAGAGGUGUUCCUGGAUGGAGCAAUCGUUCCAGGCUGGGAAGGAAAAAUAGUGGCCUGGGUAGAAGAGGACCGUGGUGAUGAAAGGCCGUUGUAGGUUCAAGCUGAGGGGGUGAAACACUUACUGUUUUUGCCCUGGGUGACUCUGAUCCCAGAGGCACAUCAAGACAACUGUUCAGAAAAGAGGCACAACUGGACCAUUUUUGAGAUUCGACUUAUUAGAAAAGUAUUGUAAGACUUGUCAGCAAGAGAUUUAGUUUCAUCAGCUGGUAUUUAACUAUGCUGAGCCCAACUCACUGGAGAAAGUGUAAAUCUGUAAAUGAUAUCUAGAACAUUGUAAAACUCUGUGCCUUACAAAGGAAAGCUAUUUCAUCAUGUGCUUAUUAUUACCAUGCUGUAACUGUAGUAUCAAAACUGGACUCAUAAGUAGAAACAUUCUUAAGAAUUAACUAUUUCUAAAACCACAGUAGUGUUGUUGUUUUGAGUAUCACUUUUUAUUCCUUGUGUAGCAGUGUUGUCAUAAACACCAUCAGAUUACAUGUUAGAAAUAUUUAUUGUACAUUGUUCUUUACCCCAGUUUCAAUUCUGUUUUCAUUGUGAAUGUGAAGUGAAUAUACAGUAUUAUUUACCUUAGCAGGAAAUGGGGAAAAAAGUUGCCACUUUUGUAAUACAGAUAUUAUAAAGAAAGAAAAAGAAGGACAAAAUGUGUAAACACAAGGUUUGUCUAAAUUCUGACCUGCUGAAAAAUACACUGACCACAUAGCAGCUAGUAUUGCUCGUGUUAUGUUUUGUAUUAACAUUAAAUAACAGUAAAAAGUCUGGUCAUGGUCAUGUGAAAAUAUCUAAAAAAAAAAGUUCCAUUGCAAAAGGAGAAAUAAUGCCUGAAUGUAUUUCAUACUAAUCAAUUUCACUAAAUAGGACCCAAAUCCAGAUGUGGGUUUAAGUAUCAGUCUGUAGCACACCAGCAUAUAUGUAAACAGAACAGGCUCAUACUGAACUGCUGUCAGUGAAAAUAAUUUAUGCUGGAACAUUGAUGUUCAUGUAGAAAUGCAGAUGAACAGCACUGUUAUUUUGUUUUCUUUAUGAAAUUGUUUUGUACAUUUGUGUAAAAUAUUUUCACCAUAUCCUUAAAUAUUUGACUUUUAUGACUUUGAUUUGUUUCAAGAGAUUCUUGUGAGAUGAGAAUCCCUCUGCUCCUGUUACAAAGAUGCUAUGGAUGUGAAUUUGGCAUCAGAAGUUUAAAGGAGACUUUAGUCCAUGAACAAUGGACCAUCCCACUAUUUAUGGUGUGUGUGUGUGUGUGUGUGUGUGUGUGUGUGUGUCUGUGAGUGUGUGCGUGUGUCUGUGAGUGUGCGUGCAUGUUCUUGUGUGUGCUUCUAUCUUCCCAUCUGUGAUCAGUGUAUUUGCCUUCACUAACAAGUCAACUGAAAUAUGCAUCAGUCUACUUUUUAACUAAAACCCAUUUGAAUGCCAAGACUGCCUGUACUAUAAAAAGUACAAUUUGCUGAUGAGAUGGUUAUUUAGCAUUUGUUUGUUUGUUUACUGAUAUUUUUACAAAAAUAUGUAUGCUGUCUGUUAACGAAGCCCUUUGUUGAAUGUUAGAAAGACAUAUUUUGAAAUAAAACCUUAGUUUUGUUUUCAAAAA